AAAAAAAUUGGCAAGAGUUUAUAUGUCCACGUCAAGCGGUGGGAAAAUUCUAAAAAAAGUAAACCAAAACCAAAACUAGGGUUCUUCUUCCUAAUUUUAAACCCUCCACCAAUAUCCCCCUUUCUCUCUCUAUUUCCCGUAUAAAUCUUUCGAUUCUCUCUCCUGAAUCUGAAAACACAACACAAGAUUGAAGAAGACGAGUAUGCCUCCGAGAACAAAGAAAUCGGCGUCAACUCCGGCCAAGAAGUCCGGCAGGUUGUCCAGAACUGCGGCGAAGACGGAAGCUAAAUCCGAUGAUGGGAUAAACGAGGUCGUUAGGGAUGAAAUUAACGACAACGUUAAAGUUUCUGAGCUUGAUAACGACGUUGACAGCUCUGCGGAUCUGAAUGUUGAGCCCCAAUCCCAGGCUAAUGGAUCCUUUAUCUUAACAAAAGAAGAUGAGGUUAAAGAGGAUGAGUAUGAAAAAGAUGAACGGUUGGACCUUGAGGAUAAUGAACCAGAAUAUGAACCAGAAGAAUAUGGUGGUGAGUAUGAUGAGAAGGAAGUUGACCAAGAUGAUUUCCAGGAGGACGGGGAUGAAGGUAUGGAAGAAGUCGAGGAAAGUGAUCUUGCUGAAGAGGAGGAGGAAGAAGAGGAGGGAGACAUGGCUGAGGAGGAUAUAGAAGAAGUUCCAGAGGAACUUGGGGUUGAAGAAGUCGAUGAGCAUGCUGAUGCAGAUGCUGAUGAGGGCCGUGAGCAUCAGCAUCACCAUGACCAUGGCCAUGAUGAUGAGCAUGCUGAACUGUUCGAUGCUGCAGAAGAACGUGAACACCAUGAACUUGUCAAAGAGAGGCGUAAACGUAAAGAAUUUGAAGUAUUUGUUGGUGGUUUAGACAAAGAUGCUACUGAGGAGCAUUUGAAGGAAGUUUUUAGUGUUGUUGGCGAGGUUACUGAAGUCAGGCUCAUGAUGAACCCUCAGACCAAAAAGAACAAGGGCUUUGCAUUCCUACGUUUUUCUACUAUUGAACAAGCAAAGCGAGCUGUCAGCGAGCUUAAAAAUCCUGUGGUAAAUGGGAAGCAAUGUGGUGUCACACCAAGUCAGGACAGCGAUACCCUGUUUUUGGGUAACAUAUGCAAGACAUGGACAAAGGAAAAAUUAAAAGAGAAAUUGAAACUUUAUGGAAUAGAAAAUAUCGAGGAUUUGACGUUAGUGGAAGAUAGUAACAAUGAAGGAAAAAAUAGAGGUUUUGCCUUUUUGGAGUUCUCUUCCCGUUCCGAGGCCAUGGAUGCUUUUAAACGUCUUCAGAAGAGGGAUGUUUUACUAGGAGUUGAGAGGCCUGCAAAAGUUUCUUUUGCAGAUUCUUUCAUUGAUCCUGGAGAUGAAAUAAUGGCCCAGGUCAAAACUGUGUUUAUUGAUGGUCUCCCUGCCUCAUGGGAUGAGGACCGUGUUCGUAUCCUGCUCAAGAAUUUUGGGGAAAUUGAAAAGGUUGAACUUGCUCGCAAUAUGCCAUCUGCGAGAAGAAAGGAUUUUGGCUUUGUUUCUUUUGACUCUCAUGAUGCAGCAGUAACAUGUGCUAAGAGCAUCAAUAAUGCAGAAUUGGGGGAAGGAGAUCACAAGGCUAAAGUACGCGCCAGAUUGUCCAGGCCAUUGCAGCGGGGUAAAGGCAAAAAUCCCCGUGUUGAUCAUAAUAAGGGGGGUCGUGUUGCUGGGCGGCGUCCUAGGGCUCCUUGGAACCGUCCAUUACCACGUCCCCUUCCUCCUCGUAUGAGGGCAAUUGGUAGCCGGCCCCCCAUUGUUGUUGGCCGUGGCUUGAAGAGGCCUGUUGGAGUACGGGACAGGCGUCCCCCACCACCUAUGCCUGCUAGGGCCAGACCACUGCCACCUCCGCCAAGGUCAUAUGAGAGAAGAGCUCCUGGUCCUCCACCACCCAAGAGUAGCUUGAAGAGAGAUUAUAUCAGGAGGGAAGAGCUCCCUCCAAGGAGUAGGGCUGUGGCAGAAUAUGGAUCUAGGUUGCCACCCGAAAGGCGUCCAUCUUAUAGGGAUGAGUACGCUGCCCGUUCACCUGUUUACCCUGAUGUGCAUAGGAGCAGUGCGUCGCGCUCUGCAACAAGGAGACCUUAUCCAGAGGAUAAUUAUCCCCCAAGAUAUGAAAGACCACCUCCAAGUUAUCGUGAAGGGCGUCCUCGUGAUUAUGAUUCUAUUUCUGGUUCGAAACGCCCGUAUAGUGCUAUGGAUGACGUUCCUUCACGGUACACUGAUCCUGGUCAUGGUAUGCGUCAUUCGAGGGCACGUGUAGACUAUGAUGUCCCUUCAGGAAGCUCUCAGUAUGCGGAUACUUAUGGUGAUAGAAUGGGGAGAUCCACUGCUGGAUAUAGUGGCAGCGGCAGCAGAAGUUCGGUGUCUGCUCAGGAUUCUCACGGGCUUUACAAUAGUCGUCAGGGAAUGAGCUAUAAUGGUUCAUACAGCGGCAAUAAUGAUGGUGUGUAUUCUUCAAGCUAUAGCAGUGAAUAUGCUUCCCGUGGAUCUGAUGUUGGUGGGAGCUCUUACUCGUCAUUGUAUUCUGGCCGUGGUAUGAGUGGCAGUGGUUACAUGGGAGGUGGCAGUUCUGGAUCAUAUUACUGAGUUGGUUUAGAUAUUCUACUGUGAAGCAGCAAAGAUACCUUAAAAUUUAGCGUCUUUGCAGAAGCAACAUGUGUUAUUUUGCUGCUUUAACAGUUGCAAUUUUCAUUUUAUCGCUAUUUGUUCAUAUGAGGGCGAUGCUAAGGUCACUUAGGUGAUGUGGGGGUUGAUGGUUCUAGUUGUUUAUGUCUUUUGCAAUAGCACUUAUCCCAUUCAAGGGUGAGUGAAGAUAAAUCAAAAUUUAUUUGUUGGUUUAGCAUAGUACCUGAUGUAGGUUUAGAUACAGAGAAUUUAUGUUUUAAAUUUUCCCUGUAAGGAGUUUUUUUGUUUUGAUGAAGUUAAACAGGCAAGAAAUGAUCUAUACAUUGACAAUUUAUGUAAUCUGUCUUUCCUCUACUUUGUAUUGUAAGAGACUAGACUAAAGAGUUGUUUGUUUUCUA
Messenger RNA from Spinacia oleracea (spinach), 3039 nucleotides. RefSeq lists its product as uncharacterized. The record is from RefSeq and is a predicted model, not a curated record. Lineage: Eukaryota; Viridiplantae; Streptophyta; Magnoliopsida; Caryophyllales; Amaranthaceae. The coding region runs from base 203 to 2602 and encodes 799 amino acids. Gene Ontology annotation, molecular function: RNA binding. The transcript has 11 exons.